AUGCCUUGUGAUGCUGUGGGAGGGGUUUUACCUGUCUCGGUGGUGCAGAAGUCCAAAGGGAGUGAGUCAGUGCAGCUGCACAUGCCCCAACCUGUGGAUCCGCGGCUCAGUUCAUGGCCCAUCACGGGGCUGAUAGAGAGACUCAACCAUUUUCUUGUGCCCAUUUUUUUUGAAAAUGAAACAACGACCUGUCACAUGCCGCUGUUUGAAGAUCUGAGACGUUGGCUCUUCAGUCGCGAUCAUCCUGACGUUGUCACUAAUGCAACAAGAUCAAAAUACUUUCUGGCAUGGGGAGCCCAGACAUUUACCUGUGGUCAGCAUUACUGGGAGGUGGAUGUGGGGAACUGUCGGAACUGGGCCCUUGGAUUUUGCGAUGAUUCUUGGACACUGAGGAAUGACAUGGCGCUUGACUCAGAGGGGAUUUUUCUACUCUUUUGUAUCAAAGAGGACAACCAGUGUCGUCUCUUUAGCUCCUCCCCACUGUCGCCUCAAUAUGUAGAAAGGCCUCUGGGCCACGUGGGGGUGUUCCUGGAUUAUGAGUGUGGUGUGGUGAGCUUUGUGAACGUGGCCAAUUGCUCCCUCAUUUGCAGUUUCCUCUCACGUUCCUUCUGUCUUCCUCUCCGACCCUUUCUAUGCUCUGCACCCUCGUGA
Messenger RNA from Lynx canadensis (Canada lynx), 651 nucleotides. RefSeq names its product tripartite motif-containing protein 77-like. NCBI's taxonomy places the organism in Eukaryota, Metazoa, Chordata, Mammalia, Carnivora, Felidae. The transcript has 3 exons. Bases 1 to 651 code for a protein of 216 amino acids. The record is from RefSeq and is a predicted model, not a curated record. Gene Ontology annotation, molecular function: protein binding.